This is a messenger RNA of Leptidea sinapis, 3571 nucleotides long. RefSeq names its product mitochondrial potassium channel ATP-binding subunit. Lineage: Eukaryota; Metazoa; Arthropoda; Insecta; Lepidoptera; Pieridae. The coding region runs from base 109 to 2202 and encodes 697 amino acids. Gene Ontology annotation, molecular function: ATP binding; ATP hydrolysis activity; ABC-type oligopeptide transporter activity. The transcript is spliced from 14 exons. Gene Ontology annotation, biological process: transmembrane transport. Gene Ontology annotation, cellular component: membrane. The record is from RefSeq and is a predicted model, not a curated record.
CUAACCUAACUUUUCUGGGAUUGUUUAUAUUUUCAGUCUACAAGGAAAUAUUUUAAAUUAAAUCCAAGAAUGAGCUAUUAAUCCAGUAAAUUCAGUAAUCAAGUUAAAAUGUGGCACUUGUUGCAAGCUCAAUCGUGCCAUUGUUUACGGCAAAGGAUUGCGCCGCUUAAAAGCAAUGGUUUUUAUAUAAAUUUUAUUAAAAAUAAAGAAUCUGACGUCAUAAGAAGGUACAUUACCAAUUUAAGACAAUCAAAGGACAGUGAAUUAAAAGUUGGACUUUUGAACUUUAUAAGUCCAUGGAAGCUAUGUGCAGGUGUGAGUUUAGGUUUAGCGGUUCGCUCAUUGAUAAGUAACGCAUCCGUACUUUGUAAGGCACAGCCACCUUCAAGAAUAAUUCAGAGACGACCAAAUAUUAACAAGGACAGUGAAAAGUUUGACUGGAAUAGAUUCUUUGGAUAUCUCAAACCUCAUAAAUGGCUUUUACUUGCUGCUGUUGCUUCUGCUUUGGCGGUAGCAUUUCUGAACAUCUACAUUCCAGCCAUGUUGGGAGUUAUUGUGAAUAUACUGGCUGACAUGAAACACAAUUCUGGCACUGACUUCAUGGACCAGAUCAAGUUGCCAGCAGCUAAGAUGAUUGUAUUGUACAUUGGUCAGGCUGCAUUUACAUUCUUCUACAUUCAUUUACUCGCUCAAGUUGGUGAAAGAGUUGCUUCACAAAUGAAGCAGGAUCUCUUUGUAUCUAUUCUCAAUCAGGAUAUGAGUUUUUUUGACCAAGAGAGGACCGGAGAACUUGUUAACAGGUUAACAGUUGAUGUGCAAGAUUUCAAGAGUUCAUUCAAGCAAACUAUAUCCGGUGGACUUAGAGCAAUAACCCAGGUGGUUGGGUCAGCUGUAAGUCUCCUCGUCAUAUCUCCACAUCUCACCGGGCUCACUCUCGUGUGUGUUCCGUCUGUUGUCAUCGGAGGAACAUUCAUUGGAUCAUUACUCAGGAAAUUGUCUAGAGAUGUACAGGCCCAGAUAGAAAAAGCAACGUUAGUCGCUGAAGAGGCGAUUGCAAACAUACGCACGGUGCGAGCAUUCGCCGGCGAGGAGAACGAAGCGAAGAUGUUCGCCGAGGAGUGUGAAACUGCCGCUGAUUUAAGCACUGAGCUGGGAUUGGGUGUGGGUUUGUUCCAAGCUGGAACCAAUUUGUUUCUGAAUGGUAUGGUGUUGGCAACGAUGUUCCUAGGAGGCCACCUAAUGUCCACGGGCCAGAUGUCAGCGGGGGAUGUGAUGGCAUUCUUGGUCAACGCGCAGACCAUACAGCGGUCUGUGGCUCAGAUAUCGUUGCUGUUUGGCUCUGUGGUCAAGGGUGUGAGCGCAGGGGGAAGGGUGUUCGAGUACAUCAACAAAGAACCAGUGAUGGACACUUCCGGCACGAAGAUAGUCAAGUACCACGAAUUCCACGGUGACAUUGAAUUCAAAAACGUAACGUUCUCGUAUCCGUCGCGCCCGGAAGCGGUAGUGCUUAAAAAUUUCAAUUUGAAAAUUCCGGCUGGAAAGACCGUUGCCAUUAUAGGCAGUUCCGGGAACGGCAAAUCUACUAUAGCUGCUCUAUUAGAAAGGUUCUACGAUGUAAACGAGGGCAGCGUCGCGAUAGACGGCAUCGACGUCCGCGAUAUGGAUGGAAAGUGGCUCCGUGGACGAGCGCUGGGCUUCAUCAGUCAAGAGCCGGUGCUGUUUGCAACCAGCGUGCGGGAGAACAUCCGAUAUGGGAAACCCGACGCCACAGAUGAAGAGAUAUACGAAGCCGCCAAGACGGCGAAUGCUGAUGAGUUCAUCCGCAAGUUUCCGGCGGGGUACGAGACACUGGUCGGGGAGAGGGGUAUGUCCCUCAGCGGAGGACAGAAGCAGAGGAUCGCGAUCGCCAGAGCAGUACUCAAGAACCCGCCCGUUAUGAUCCUAGAUGAGGCCACGAGUGCGUUGGACGCGAGUAGCGAACGUGAGGUUCAACGCGCGUUGGAGCGUGCCUCCAAGGGACGCACGGUGCUGGUGAUAGCACACCGGCUGUCCACCAUCAUCAACGCAGACCUGAUAGUGGUGCUGCAUCGAGGGAGUAUCGUUGAGAUGGGAACGCAUGACCAACUGAAGAAGCAGAAAGGUCACUAUUGGAAUCUUAUCAAGCAACAAGAUCAAGGGGCUGACGACUCUAGAUCUCUAUAAGUACCUUACCUCAUGAUUUAGCUCAAUUUUAUUUAUUUAUUGGUGCCUUUACGCAGUAUUUGUGGUAGAUUGAUAGAUUUAGAUUAGUUAAAUUAAUUUCAAUGGCAAAAUUCUAUUCUCAUGAAUUUAUUCUGCAGCACCGCCCUUUUAUACAAUCGGCCUGUUGUGAUUGGUCGGCCGUGGUGAAGCCCCGCCCCUAAACCAUUUUGUGGAACUUGGAAUUAACAGUAAAGAUUAUUAUUUAUAAUAUUUAAAUAGAUAUGUUUCUUUAUCAGUUUAAACCGUGUAUAGAGAAACUGUGUUGCUUAUAUUUUAAUGCCUCAAAUUUAUACUGCUAGUUGUAUAGACUGUUUCAAUCUGAAUCAACCAUAUUAUAUUAUGAUGGCUAUAAGCAUGAUGACAGAUUUUGAAUCAGUUUCUAAAAUGUUGGUCUCAACAGAACUGCGGUGGUGGCGAGAAUAUUGUUUUUUAAAGGGACUAAAAGAAAUUAAAAGUUACUCACAGUCUAUAUUAUUUAUUUAAUAUUUCGAUCCGAUUGCAUGAAUCAUGAUCACGACAGAACUGCAAUAAAUUAUAUAAUAUCGUACCUGUGAUAAUAAUAAUAAAUAAAUGCGAAAUUCAACCCGCACCACUUGACGUCUGGCAUUCUACGACCGCGCCUUUUCUCGCAAAACUUCUUGCCUCGUACAGCCGCGUUUGGAAUCAAUUACUGGCUGCAGUAUUCCCGAAUCGACUUAGGGACCUUCAAGCGUAGAGUAUAUACUCCUUAGGCCGUCAACGCGUCUCUUGAUCCCUGGUGUUGCGGAUGUCCAUCGGCGGGUGCCUCACCACUACCCGCCACGUGAGCCUCUUGCCCGUUUCUUCCCUUUUACAUCGGCGUAGGUAGUAUUUUGGUAAGGGGGGGAGGGGAGUAGACAAACCAAUUUAAUAGUACGAUCUUAUAAAAUUCGCCUACCUAUAGAAUUAAUUUUAUUUUUGUUUAUUAAUAGGCUACCUACGUACCUACUAAUAUUACUUGUGAGCAUUCCUACAUUUUCUAGAGGGGGCCAAGAUUCCCCCCCACCCUCUGCUGUGAAAAAAAAAACAAUGCUUAAGUCCGCGAUCAUAAAAGUUUGAAAGCAGAAUUGCUUUCGGCUUAAAAGUUUAUCGCCGCCUCCGCAUGUCUGCUGUGAUCAUCGUCCAUGCAAUUGACUCGAAUAAUCGGUGUCGCUAGAUUAUUUAAUUUGGCGAUGAAUUAAUUUCGCAUAUUUGAUGAAUUUUAUAUGUAUUAUUGAUAGUUAUAUGUUUAAAGUGGAAUUUUAUGAGACGGCUUAUAUUAAUUUAUUAUUUAGUGACAUGUUAAGGUGUGAAUAGUAAAUUUGUUGAAUUA